AUGACUGGAGGGACAGAGGGGACACGUGCUGCAGAGGAUGGAGAAAAAAGACCACUGGGAUUGGCUGUGUGCAAUACUCCACACGAGAGGCUAAGAAUAUUGUACACAAAGAUUCUUGAUGCUCUUGAGGAAAUCCCUAAAAAUUCAGCAUACAGAAAGUAUACAGAAGAGAUUACAAAUGAGAAGCUGCCUAUGGUUAAAGCGGAACCAGAUGUUAAAAAAUUAGAAGACCAACUUCAAGGCAGUCAAUUAGAAGAGGUGAUUCUUCAGGCUGAACAUGAACUAAAUCUGGUAAGAAAAAUGAGGGAGUGGAAACCAUGGGAGUCAUCAGUGGAAGAGCCUCCUGCUGAUCAGUGGAAACGGCCAAUGUAA
This is a messenger RNA of Pongo pygmaeus (Bornean orangutan), 372 nucleotides long. RefSeq names its product NADH dehydrogenase [ubiquinone] 1 alpha subcomplex subunit 5-like. Bases 1 to 372 code for a protein of 123 amino acids. Gene Ontology annotation, cellular component: respiratory chain complex I. Gene Ontology annotation, biological process: respiratory electron transport chain. The record is from RefSeq and is a predicted model, not a curated record. The transcript is spliced from 2 exons. Lineage: Eukaryota; Metazoa; Chordata; Mammalia; Primates; Hominidae.